CUCCUACCAAAAUCACAGCCCCGUGGAGCCGGGGCUCUCAUUCACAGCUUUCUAGAGAAAUCUGAGCCCGAACCUGCCAGAAUAGGGGAUCUCACCCACUCAGCUCAGCAGCGAGGACACCUGCAGAAACACAUUCCUAAAGCAAGGCUGAGCGACUGUGUGAAGUAAGAAAUGGUCUCAGCUUUGCUUCUUUUUUGGAUGGCCACCACCACCUAAGACCUGAAUGUCCUACUGCUUUCCAAGAACAGAAAGAAGACUUUCUAUUUGUUUGUUUCUGUGGCAGCUUGGUAGUAACAAAACUGUUGAAUGGGCCCCGAUUUCGGCAGACCGUCAGGUGAAUGGGACCAGUCUCCCUUCUUCCAAAAUAUCAGAAAUUAAGCACGUGGAAAGGAGAUUCAGGCAAGAUGACCCAUUUACAGGCCGGACUCAGUCCAGAGACUAUAGAGAAAGCUCGCCUGGAACUGAAUGAAAACCCAGAUGUCUUACAUCAGGAUAUCCAGCAAGUCAGGGACAUGAUCAUCACCAGGCCUGACAUUGGGUUUUUACGUACAGAUGAUGCCUUCAUCCUGAGAUUUCUCCGAGCCAGGAAGUUUCACCAAGCAGAUGCCUUCCGACUCCUGGCCCAGUACUUUCAGUACCGCCAGCUGAACCUGGACAUGUUCAAAAACUUCAAGGCUGAUGAUCCCGGCAUUAAGAGGGCUCUCAUCGACGGCUUUCCUGGAGUCCUGGAAAACCGUGAUCACUACGGCAGGAAGAUUCUUCUGCUGUUUGCAGCCAAUUGGGAUCAGAGUAGGAACUCCUUCACCGACAUCCUCCGUGCCAUCCUGCUGUCCCUGGAAGUCCUUAUCGAAGAUCCAGAGCUUCAGAUAAAUGGCUUCAUUUUAAUUAUAGACUGGAGUAAUUUUUCCUUCAAACAAGCCUCCAAACUGACCCCUUCAAUCCUCAAACUGGCUAUUGAAGGGUUGCAGGACAGCUUUCCUGCCCGCUUCGGAGGAGUCCAUUUUGUCAACCAACCCUGGUACAUUCAUGCCCUGUACACGCUCAUCAAGCCAUUCCUUAAAGACAAGACCAGGAAGCGGAUUUUCCUGCAUGGAAACAAUUUAAACAGCCUUCACCAGCUAAUCCACCCCGAAUUUUUGCCCUCUGAAUUUGGAGGAACCCUUCCUCCUUAUGACAUGGGAACUUGGGCCCGGACGUUACUUGGUCCAGACUACAGUGAUGAAAAUGACUAUACUCACACUUCCUACAAUGCAAUGCACGUGAAACACACAUCCUCCAAUCUGGAGAGAGAAUGCUCCCCCAAGCCGAUGAAGAGAUCUCAGUCUGUGGUAGAAGCUGGGACCCUGAAACAUGAGGAGAAGGGAGAGAAUGAGAACACUCAGCCACUCCUGGCUCUGGACUGAACCCCGAGUCACCCCAUGCUCUCGCAGAUCGCCAGCCUUCAGUGGUAUCAGCCACCCGGGAAGCACAUGAGCAACUGACCCACACAGACACGUGCGUUCCGCUUGACACAAGGCCCUCCACUUCUGCCAUCUAGUAAUAACUGUCACCAGCCAUUGGUCUGAGCCGCCAAGGUUUGAACAAGAACUUGAGAGAUGCUUUUGGUUUUGUUUCUUUCAGCGAGGGGACUGCAGGUGAAGCAAGGCAGUCAUGUAAACAUGAUUCUUCCUCCCCCAUAUUUAUAGUAUUAAAUGAACUGAAAAAAAGAAAAACUAAAUUUGAUG
Odobenus rosmarus divergens (Pacific walrus) is the source of this 1724-nucleotide messenger RNA. It is a transcript of the gene CLVS1, whose product is annotated as clavesin 1. Gene Ontology annotation, cellular component: membrane. Gene Ontology annotation, molecular function: phosphatidylinositol bisphosphate binding. The transcript is spliced from 6 exons. Bases 339 to 1403 code for a protein of 354 amino acids. Lineage: Eukaryota; Metazoa; Chordata; Mammalia; Carnivora; Odobenidae. The record is from RefSeq and is a predicted model, not a curated record.